AUGGCACAACCUGACCUCACGUCGCAUCAUGUCAACUAUUUAAUAUGGAGGUACCUCCAAGAAUCAGGUCAUGGCGAUGCCGCUGUCUCUCUGCAGCGCGCGUGGUUCCCUGAUCCGCAGACACUCCCGUUUGCGCCUUACAUUAAAACCCAUGCGCUGGUGUCGCUGGUCCAGAAAGGCCUGCAAUACCACGAGAUGGAAUCCUCGUUAGACAAGGAGGGCAAUCAGAGAAGCAUUUCACCGUCUGAUUAUUUUUUUGGACCAGAGCCCUUUGAAAUUGGAACCAAAACUGGGUCAGUGGACAGUCGCGAUGGGGCUGUCGGCAAGGACCCAGAUUCGCCGGGCCAACUUGCGCGCGACCGCCCGGUGAACGGCCAUGCCGAGCCCGGAAAGGAUACCCGAAAGGAUGAAACUGAUAGCGAUGAGUCAAUGGAGGACAAGGCGCAAACUGAAAGUCAGCCAGAUACUGAUCAUAUGGAUGAGGAUGGUGAUGUCAGCAUGGCCGAGGAGAUCCCUGAACUACCCACUUUGGAAAACGGCGAAAGCGCUCGCGUCCAGAUCGCCCCCGCCAAGCCCAUUGAUUUGACCCCCAACACCGCCUUACUGAAUCCGGAUCAUCACGUGACCCAUGUUGUAUGGCGCCCUCAAGAUCCUACUGUGAUUGUGGGAGCUGGUGAUUUCUUUUGCAGCUUAUGGAGACUGUCGGUGUCAUCAGAGCCCGUUCAGAAGAAAAUUCUCGAACUCAAGAGGGGCGACACAACUGUCUCGACCGUAGCCUGGGAUGCCAUUGGUGAGAAAUUGGCUGUCGCGACUUGUACUGAUGACAGGGGCACUAUCACCAUGUACAACGUCAAUGGAGACGCAGUGGAUCUACUACCCGAGGUACCCCGACUUAUCACUGGCUUGCACUGGGCAGCCGGUAGCUCGCAACUGAUUGUUGUAGCCUCGAAUCAUAACGUAUCCGAACUUGCACUUUGGGACGACGGCCGCCGACCAGAUGUUUUCCCUCCACCUCAAAUAAUUGAGAACCAUGUUUAUGAUCUCGCGUGGUGUGGGCGCAACCUGGCAUUUGCUGCUGGUGAUGGUGCAGUCUAUCAAUGCGAAGUGGACUACAGUCUCCGUUUGGUUAAGACAUUCGAUUCUCCCAGAGAUAACGCAACCUGGGAGUUCAUUCGCUGUGUCCAAACCGAGUUCCAUUCGGUCGCUAUCGUGGCUUCUGGACUGAGCGCUUCGAUUUGGAUCCCCACCCAUGACAUUCUGAUCUCAAACGCCCACAAGGACAGAAUCACCGGCAUUGAUAUCAGUCCUCAAUUUGAUCCCCAUCGGAUUGAGUUUGCCUCUUUCUCGGCGGAUGGUAAGGUCAAGGUCUGGCAGGUCAACCUCGAUACAAAGGAUUACACGAACCUUCAUCAGCUGAGCCUAGACUCAAACCCCGCUAUUACCGGAUCUUUCUCCCCCGAUGGAUAUGCUCUCGGUGCAGCUAGCAAGGACGGACUCUUUAUCUGGAACAUUGAACACCCCGGUGGUAAUCUCAUAUCUACCUGGACUGCAACUAGCCCUGAGGUGAAGAAAGAGGAAGUCGACCGCAUGACCAACGGACAUAAUGGACACCAUGGACAGAAUGGUCACUCAAACCCGGACCCCCAUCGAGCCCUUUCCUGGGAUGCAGAUGGCAAACGACUUGCCUAUGGCUUCAGUAAACAGGUCGCCAGCAUCCCGUCCCUUGAGACGGCGCGAGAAGUGAUCUCACAGUCGAGGAAUUCCGAGUUCCCUCCCAAUCUACUUCCUGUUACGGCGUCGAUCCCUGCCGACCUCUUAACCCCAACAUUGGCAUACUUGAAGAUUGCGGAGAACUCGCGGUUAUCAUUCUUGUAUGAAAGUGCUGCUACCACGGAGACUAUUGGGCGAUACAGCUUUGUUGGCGCAGACCCCAGAAAGGUCAUCAAGACCGGCGAGGGCCAUGGCCCAGCAGCGGACCCUCUCCCAUAUCUCGAGGCUGAGCUUUCUCAGUUCCGCGUCGCGACAGUACCUGGAUUAGUCCUCCCACCGUUGACCGCCGGAGCGAUCGGAUAUGUUGGAUAUGACUGUGUUAGAUACUUUGAGCCCAAGACCGCGCGGCCGAUGAAGGACGUCCUUGGAGUGCCCGAAUCGUUCUUUAUGCUUUACGACACCAUCAUUGCAUUCGACCAUUUCUUCCAAGUUGUCAAGGUCAUUACAUACGUUCCCAUUCCCUCGGCGGAUACCGAUAUCGAGACCUCAUACCUCAAGGGCCAGUCCAUCAUCCAGAAAACGAUCGAUACGCUACUCCAGGACCGCACACCACUUCCACCUCAGGGCCCGAUCAUUCCGAACCAAGAGUACACAUCCAACAUCGGACAGGAGGGAUAUGAAGGUCACGUCAAGCGAUUGAAGCAGCACAUCGCCAAGGGCGAUAUUUUCCAGACCGUGCCAUCACAGCGGCUAUCACGACCCACCUCUCUCCACCCGUACAAUCUCUUCCGCCACCUUCGCACCGUCAACCCUUCUCCCUAUCUGUUCUAUAUCGACUGCCAAGACUUCCAGCUUGUCGGAGCCAGUCCUGAGCUCCUAGUAAAGGAAGAGCGGGGUCGCAUCAUCAGCCACCCCAUCGCAGGCACAGUGAAACGGGGCAAGACCCCGGAGGAGGAUGCCGCCCUCGCCGAGGAGCUCCGUAGCAGUCUCAAGGACCGCGCAGAGCACGUCAUGUUGGUCGACCUUGCCCGCAACGACGUGAACAGGGUUUGCGACCCCACCACAACACAAGUCGACCGACUGAUGGUUGUGGAGAAAUUCUCACACGUCCAGCACCUGGUCUCCCAAGUCUCAGGAGUGUUGCGGCCAGGCAUGACCCGCUUUGAUGCAUUCCGGUCUAUCUUCCCUGCUGGCACAGUUUCCGGCGCGCCCAAGGUUCGUGCUAUGCAGCUCAUCGCUGAGCUGGAGGGUGAAAAGCGUGGUGUCUAUGCUGGCGCUGUAGGAUACUUCGGAUAUAACAGCGCCAAUGUAGAUGGCUCGGCCGAAAUGCCCGGUGCAAUGGAUACAUGCAUUGCGCUGCGCACUAUGAUGGUCAAGGACGGCGUUGCAUACCUCCAGGCUGGUGGUGGUAUUGUCUUUGACUCGGACCCCUAUGAUGAGUACAUUGAGACGAUCAACAAGCUCGGUGCUAACAUUGCGUGCAUCAAGGGAGCUGAGGAGAAAUAUCUAAGCAUGGAGAAGUAA
This is a messenger RNA of Penicillium griseofulvum, 3234 nucleotides long. RefSeq names its product ADC synthase. Bases 1 to 3234 code for a protein of 1077 amino acids. Gene Ontology annotation, molecular function: anthranilate synthase activity; protein binding. Gene Ontology annotation, biological process: L-tryptophan biosynthetic process. The record is from RefSeq and is a predicted model, not a curated record. The transcript is spliced from 7 exons. NCBI's taxonomy places the organism in Eukaryota, Fungi, Ascomycota, Eurotiomycetes, Eurotiales, Aspergillaceae.